UCCACUGAAUGCAAGCUCUUGUGCAUCACUAAAACGUUUUUACUGUUAUAUGCACAUACAACAUAUAUAUAUAUAUAUAUAUAUGUUGCAUUUUUUUGUUGUUGUUGUUGUUGAAAUAAUCCCUAUUAAUAAUUGCAAACCCAAUGGAAAAUGGAUUAAUAUCGCGUGUGAAGCUUAAUUUGAAAAUAUAAUCAAGUUUUCUCGUGAGUCUUUCUUUAUGGGUUAUAUGUGACAGACGAACACCAUCAUCGCGAGUUCAUUCUCUAAGGAUUUCCAACGAUUAACAAGAGGAAAAAAAGUAUAUAAUAAUAAUAGUAUGCCAAGGAGGAAAAAUAAUUGAUCAUCCUGAUAGUCAGUAACAAAAAAAUCAACCCAUUCUCAACAUCUCAAACAAGAUACGAGGAAUAAAUCUUGAAGAGGAAAAGAAGAAGAAGAAGAAAAAAAAAAAGAAAAAGAAGAAAAAGGGGUAGAAAGUUGCUUGCUGAUUGAUUCCCGUUUUUCGGAUGGUAGUUGCGCGUUCUUUCACCACCUCUCUCUCUUUCAUUCUCUCGAAGACUUGAGGGGUAAAUUCGAUCGAUAAUUCGCCGGGAAACGUGUGGAGGAGUGCGCCGACACAACGAUUAUAUUAUUAUCCAACAAUAAUAAUAAUAAUAAUAAUAAUCUAGUAGACGAAUUGCAAAGGAAUUUGAUUUAAAAGAAGAAACAAAGAAAAAGGUAAAAAGUAAAAAGUCAUUGGUCAAGAGGAGAGUAUCAAAAAAAGAAAAAAAAAAAAAAAAGAAACAAAAUGAAGGCCAUGGUGGUAAGCCCAGUUGGUGGUCGUGUACCACCUAAUCGUGGCGUAUUACACAACGGUUUGAAUUUAAACGGGACUAGGAGAGAUUUAGAAGCGGAAGAGGUUGCAGCAUAUCUGACAAAGCUAAGAUCAUUGGUGCCGGACAUGCCGAGGAAAAGGAAACUUUCCAAAUUGGAAGUAAUACAAAGGGUGAUAGAAUAUAUAUGCGCAUUGCAAACAACAUUAGAAGAAACUAACGAAGAACAACAUAAUAAUCAUCAUCAUCAUCAUCAUAAUCAUCAUAAUCAGGAAAUACCAAAGACGACUAAAAUGAAAUCAUUGACGAGACAACCGCUUCAACCAUUGCUAAACACGGUUAGUGCUAGCAGUACAGGUUCCUCAACACCAGCGGCAGCAGCGGCAGCAGCAGCAGCAACGGCGGCAGCUGCGGCUGCAGCAGCAGCAGCAGCAGCAGUGGCAUCAGCAACUACGAUGACGAUGACGAUGACGACAAAUAAUACGGUUGCUGGACGGUGACCUGUUUUCAUUAAAAAACAACUUCAAUGAGGGCCACAUCGUUAGGAAAGAUCGUCCUCGUGGGCUGACUCCGGCAUGAACGCAGGGUUGUUUCUCAUCAUCAUCAUCAUCAUCAACAUCAUCAUCCCCUUCCUCCUCAACAUCAACAUCAUCAUCAUCAUCAUCCUUGAAGAAUUACUUCCUUUUAUUAUUCUUCGGGGGUUUGACACUAAAAUUAAUGGAGAUACAUACUUUAACGAUAAAAGGGGAAACAACGAACAAACCCUUGCGCCCAGUACAAUCUCUUUCCUCGCGAAAGCCUGUAAAUAAUUGUUUGUACAUAGACACCAACCUAUCUUUUUCUCUCUCAUCGCAUUCCUCGCACGACCUCUCUCUCUCUCUCUCUCUCUCUCUUUCUCUUUCUCUCUUUCUCAUCACCGAUAGACACCAAUCACACCAUUUACCUCUCUCCCUUUUAUCUUAACUUUCAAACGACGAUUUUAUUUUUUAUCCCCCCUUUCGAUUUUUUUUGUUUUUGUUUAGUUGCUGCUUUAUAUACCACCAUGAUAAUGUUAAACGCACGACGGACACUUUUCGUUCGCUUCUUUAUACGAAAUUUCUUUUUGUCUAUUUCAAAAUUACGAUCGGUUGAAAAGGGGCCACCGCCCAAAGCUCUCCCCUACCUCCUCCCCAACUCCCCCCCCCCGCCGCCGCCAUCAUCGCAGUUCUCCCAAGCAAAAUUACGAAGAAAAUAUAAAAAUAUGUAUAUGCGUAUAAAAUGUCAUUUUUAAUAUAUCCAAAAUAUAUAUUAUCAUUCUAACGAUAAUAUUUUACGUAAAAGAUGUGCGCAAAUUAUUAUGCUGCUGUUGGACUGCCCCACCCAACCGAAUCGUAAAAUUUAAUCUCCGUUUGCAAGUACUACUACUACUAUUACUACUACCACCACCCCCCACCAUCGUAAAAAGAAAUUUUCUUUUUUUUUUUAUCUUAGUCUUGUAUCAUUUCUAACACGUACACACACAUACACACAGCAGACAUACUCUAGCACUGUAGAUAAUAAAGACAAUUUUUAUUACUAUUAUUACAUUUAUUGUACCUUAAAAAAAAAAAAAAAAUGCUAUAUUAUUAUUAUUAUAUGAUUAUAUUAUUAUUAUUAUUAUUAUUAUUAUUGUUAUCGCUCUUCAUAUUAUAAUUUAGAGACCUUCCGUAACUAUUGUAUAUUUGCGAAGACUGAAAGGCUGUAAGUAUAUCGUCGCACGAAGGUACUACGCUCGUGUAUACAAAACAAAAAAAAAAACAAAAAAAAUAAAUGCAAACUGUGUCCGUAAA
This is a messenger RNA of Polistes canadensis, 2617 nucleotides long. RefSeq names its product protein hunchback (gene emc). The coding region runs from base 785 to 1309 and encodes 174 amino acids. The transcript has a single exon. Lineage: Eukaryota; Metazoa; Arthropoda; Insecta; Hymenoptera; Vespidae. The record is from RefSeq and is a predicted model, not a curated record. Gene Ontology annotation, biological process: cell differentiation; circadian regulation of gene expression; negative regulation of transcription by RNA polymerase II. Gene Ontology annotation, molecular function: protein dimerization activity; transcription regulator activity. Gene Ontology annotation, cellular component: nucleus; cytoplasm.